Molecule: messenger RNA, 1712 nt
Organism: Glycine soja
Lineage: Eukaryota; Viridiplantae; Streptophyta; Magnoliopsida; Fabales; Fabaceae
Product: probable serine/threonine-protein kinase PBL19
Exons: 5
Coding region: 300-1433 (377 amino acids)
Biological process (GO): protein phosphorylation
Molecular function (GO): protein kinase activity; ATP binding
Source: RefSeq, a predicted model, not a curated record
AAGAUAUUCCAGCUCACACCAUUGAAAGGUCUUUUCUUCUUGGGUUUGGUCUUUUUUCUACAACGUCGUAAACCCGCUUCACUCCUGUCCUCAUCUCUCUCUCUCUCUCUCUCUCUUCCCUCACGCGGCUGUGUGAUUAAUUAUGUUCCACUUUCUCACCAACUUCUUUUUCUUCUUCUGGGUUCCCAUUCAAUUUUUAUUUCUUUCACUUCACGGAAACGCAAAACUCUCUUGUCUUUUUUCAUCUUCCUCUGUUCCUCAGAACAAUUCUCACUACCCCUUAUAAAUAUAUACUCAAGAUGAAGUGUUUCUUCUUCAAGGAGAAGUGCAAAUCCGCCCCGGAACUGCACAAGAAGAAAACCCCCGCCGUGAACCGCGCCGCAAACUCCACCGGCUCCGUGUCUUCGCCCAAGAGCGUGAAGGACUUGUACAGAGAGAAAGAGCACAGCUUUAGAGUCUUCACUUUGCAGGAACUGAGAGAUGCCACCAACGGCUUCAAUAGGAUGCUCAAGCUUGGAGAAGGGGGUUUCGGGAGUGUCUAUAAAGGAUCCAUUACGCAACCUGAUGGACAAGGUGGUGAUCCAAUUCCAGUUGCAAUCAAAAGGCUCAACACUCGUGGCUUCCAGGGUCAUAAAGAAUGGCUUGCUGAAGUUCAAUUUCUCGGCAUUGUUAAUCACCCAAAUUUGGUUAAACUUUUGGGAUACUGCUCCGUGGAUGCAGAAAGAGGAAUCCAACGGUUGUUAGUGUACGAGUUCAUGCCCAACAGGAGCUUGGAGGAUCACCUUUUCAACAAAAACUUACCAACCCUGCCUUGGAAAACAAGAUUGGAGAUCAUGCUUGGUGCUGCUCAAGGACUAGCUUAUCUACAUGAAGGACUGGAAAUUCAGGUGAUCUACCGAGAUUUUAAAUCUUCAAAUGUUCUAUUAGAUGCGGACUUCCACCCAAAGCUCUCAGAUUUUGGUCUGGCUAGAGAAGGACCACAAGGUGAUCAGACUCAUGUAUCCACUGCGGUAGUUGGAACACAGGGUUAUGCUGCACCGGAGUACAUUGAAACGGGUCACCUGAAAGUUCAGAGUGACAUGUGGAGUUUUGGUGUUGUAUUGUAUGAGAUCCUCACAGGAAGAAGGUCAUUGGAAAGAAACCGUCCCACAGCAGAACAAAAGCUUCUAGAUUGGGUCAAACAAUACCCUGCCGACACCAGCAGAUUCGUCAUCAUAAUGGACGCUCGUCUCAGAAACCAGUAUUCUCUUCCUGCAGCUCGCAAAAUAGCUAAGUUGGCUGAUAGCUGCUUGAAGAAGAAUCCAGAAGAUAGACCCUCCAUGAGUCAGAUAGUGGAAAGCUUGAAGCAAGCAUUGCAAUAUUCAGACACUACUUCUCAGGACAUUGCUGAAUCCUCCUCCUCAUCUCGUUCUAAAUUGGUCCGAAAAAAGUAAAUAUGGAGCUUUUUUUUUUUUUGAAGGACUUGUGGGAAAUUUAGCAUUUUAAGGUAAGUUGAUUAGAUCAUCUAUGUAGUAAGUAUUUACCACCAUUGAGGUAGUUUUCUGGUCAAUCUUGGAAGUCAGUUUUGAGGAUUUUUCUUACUUGUCUGUUUGGCCUAGUUCAAACAAAACCAAGUCCUUCUUUACUUUGUCAGCUGUUGGCUUUUAAUACAGUUUAGAUGUCAUUGUAGAAAAUUUUCAAUUAACAAAAUUAUUCUUUACUUCUAAGUUAAA